GAAUCAUGUAAUUGACUGGCAGUUAGGAAGCUCCAUCCUGCUCGCAGACAAUAAUAACUGCUGAAACUUUUCUCAGUAACCAAACAUUUUUCAAAGCAAAACUCAAAUGAUCAAUUCUCAGUGUAUCUCAAUCUCUUAUGUAGUAUCAUAGAUAUGAAAGAAAGGAACACUACUUCAACACUCAACCGCAUUUUAGUAAAUUGUGCUGCGAAGGCAAAAGAUUAUGGCAACUGUGUUGCAGCAAAGGUUCCAGAAAUUGAGCGUGAUAUGUGCCUGAAAGAAUUUGUUGCAUUGAAGAACUGCAUGCAGAAUAUGCUUCGGAGAAAGGUCUAAGCAUUUCUCUUCAAUAUUUUAGGCAUCGACUAAGCAAAGUUCAUUUAGACUUUCAGGGGGUAAUGGACAUCAUUCAAAUACAAAAAAGAGAAAACAAGAUUAUCUCUCUGGGACGUGAUUGAAGCAUAUGAUCUGGUCGUAGAUUGUUCAUUUCAAUAUUUGCUAUAUACUCUUUUUAUUUUGUUCUCAAGUUUGAGAGGCAAAGAACUCAAGAAUGUCUGGGAAAGCAUCAGGUUCACGGCUAAAUGUUGGCUUUAGUGGGUCUGGUGGGCUGUCACAUGUUUUUGUUCAAUAUCCACCUUUAAGAUGUAGCAUUGCAGGAUCUAGGGGUUUUUAUUAUGAUGAUGGAAGUAAGCUGCUACUUGCCCCAACAUCUAAUCAGGUUUUUUCUUGGAAGACUAUUCCCUUUGAUCCUUAUGCUGCUCCUGUAUCUGAUUCAAUUAGUGAAGGCCCUAUCUUAUCUAUUCGUUAUUCUUUAGAUGCAAAGUUCAUAGCAAUACAGCAUUCUAGUCAAGAGAUACAAUUUUGGCAUAGAGAAACAGGGGAAACCUUUAGUCACAAGUGCAGGUCAGAGUUAGAGAGUAUCCUGGGAUUCUUCUGGACUGAUUGUCCACUCUGUGAUUUUGUACUUGUGAAAACAAGUGGGCUCGAUUUCCUGGCCUGUGAUCAUGAGUCGAAAUUGCUUAAUUUGGUAGAGACAAGGAAAUUGAACGUGAGUUGGUAUGUCUAUACGCACGAGAGUCGCUUGGUUCUUCUUGCUUCAGGAAUGCAAUGCAAGACAUUCACUGGAUUUCAGCUAUCAUCUGCAGGAAUUGUUCGCUUGCCAAAGUUUGAUAUGGCAAUGGCAAAAUCUGAAGCUAACAGUAAGCCUGUCCUAGCUGCUGAAGACAUCUAUAUUGCGACUGUCUAUGGGAGGAUAUACUGCUUGCAAAUUGAUAGAGUGGCAAUGCUACUUCACUCAUAUAGGUUUUAUCGUGAUGCUGUUGUACAACAGGGUUCCUUGCCAAUAUAUUCAAGCAAGAUUGCUGUGAGUGUAAUUGAUAAUGUACUGCUCAUCCAUCAAGUGGACGCAAAGGUUGUUAUACUAUAUGACAUAUUUGCUGAUUCUCGAGCACCUAUAUCUGCUCCACUCCCUCUACUCUUUAGGGGUUUCCCUAGGUCAACUACUUCUUCACGAUCUAGUGGCAAAGAGAGUGAAAGUGCAGAGGCGGACACAAGCAAUCAUGAAACAAUCAUUUAUGGAGAUAACUGGACAUUUCUGGUUCCUGACCUCAUAUGUGAUGUUGCUAAUAAGUUGUUGUGGAAGGUCCAUCUAGACUUAGAGGCAAUUUCUGCAAGUAGCUCUGAGGUUCCUUCAGUCCUGGAGUUCCUGCAGCGGCGAAAGUUGGAAGCUAAUAAGGCCAAACAGUUAUGCCUGGCAAUAACACGUACUAUCAUCUUGGAAAGAAGACCAGUGACCAUGAUUUCCAGGGCAAUAGAUGUACUGGUUACUAAUUACUCUUACUCUAUCAAAACCGGCAGCUAUUUCAAGGGAAUAAAAGUUGAGAAGACUUCAUCGGCCAGUGGCACACAUGUUAGUCCCAGGUCCAAUGACAGUGUGUCUGCAAGUGGAGUUGAUGCACUUGAUAAAUCAUCGAAACAGGAACCUAGUGCUCAUGUUUUGAAUGAAUCACUCAGUAGAUCUUCAAAUCCUUCCACUUCAGAUUCCGAAGACAAUGCACGCUACAAUGCAAUCAAUACUAACAGGAAAAACUCCUUAGGUGCUGAAAAUGCUAGCACUGAAGUUCAGCCAUCAUCUUCUCAUUCUCAGAAUCUUGGACUGAGUAACAACCCAUUACAUGCCAAUGCGCCUGAGGGGCAGGAGUUGCAACUUUCUUCGCCAGCAAUUUCACCUGAUGAAAUGUAUAGCUUUGUGUUUGCUCCAGUUGAGGAAGAAAUGGUGGGAGAACCAUCUUACUUGGUUUCCAUCAUUGUGGAAUUCCUUCGCAGCACAAAUCUAGAAAAGAUUAGAGUUCAUCCAAACCUCUAUGUGUUGACAGUACAACUUCUAUCCCGCAAUGAGCGAUAUACAGAGCUCACAUUAUUCAUCAUAAACAAGGUUCUUGAGCCUUCAAAAGAAGUAGCAAUGCAACUCCUAGAGUCUGGUCGUCAGAACUUCCAAAUCAGGAAGCUGGGUCUGGAUAUGUUGAGACAGCUCUCUUUACAUCAUGACUAUGUGGUGCAGCUGGUGCAAGAUGGGUACUAUCUUGAAUCCUUGCGCUAUGCAAGAAAGCACAAGGUCAAUUCUGUGCGGCCUGCGUUGUUUCUUGAAGCGGCUCUGGCUUCCAAUGAUUCGCAACUUCUUGCUGCAGUUCUAAGAUUCUUUUCAGACUUAAUUCCUGGAUUUAUAAACACUUCAGAUCACCAUACAUAUUAUCUCAUUCUCAAUGAGAUGAACUCAGCUAUAGCAACUUGAGCGAUGAUCAGUUUUCUGAAUAUGACUUUUGAGAACUACCAAUAACAUUAUCUACUUAGAGAAAGGAAGAGAAUUUACAUUUCUAUCCA
Ricinus communis (castor bean) is the source of this 2877-nucleotide messenger RNA. RefSeq names its product regulator of MON1-CCZ1 complex. The transcript is spliced from 15 exons. The coding region runs from base 548 to 2788 and encodes 746 amino acids. Gene Ontology annotation, biological process: regulation of autophagy. Gene Ontology annotation, cellular component: lysosomal membrane; Mon1-Ccz1 complex; late endosome membrane. Lineage: Eukaryota; Viridiplantae; Streptophyta; Magnoliopsida; Malpighiales; Euphorbiaceae. The record is from RefSeq and is a predicted model, not a curated record.